Molecule: messenger RNA, 429 nt
Organism: Rotaria socialis
Lineage: Eukaryota; Metazoa; Rotifera; Eurotatoria; Philodinida; Philodinidae
Source: the annotation of a GenBank genome assembly
AUGUCUUUAUCAGUUGUACGUUCGACUUAUAGAAGGAUGAUGAAAUAUUUUCUUCGUCAUUGGUGUAUGGAAAUCAAAUGUGACGGUAAUAAUACAACGAGUCGUAAUACUAAAAAAAAUGGUCAAGACGGUUGCCAAAAAUCUGAUAGACAUGACACGAAAAGCAGUAACGACGAGAACAAGAAUUGUCAAAUGACAAAAUCUAAUCUUGACAAGCGCAUUGAUGAUGGUAUUUUAUUAGAUGCACAACUUGAAUGGGAACAUGAAGCAGGAAUUGAACAUAGUCCAAAAACGUACCGAAAAUCAGAACAAGACCUUUUAGAUAUACUUUUGACACAAUCUCCAAGUUCAAUAUCUUCUGCAACAUAUAUUCGUUCACCUUGUUGUUCUGAUUUUGAAUGGGAUGAUUUAUUCGAUUUUGCGCUGUAG